Messenger RNA from Carlito syrichta (Philippine tarsier), 1023 nucleotides. RefSeq names its product solute carrier family 25 member 53 (gene SLC25A53). Bases 106 to 1023 code for a protein of 305 amino acids. The transcript is spliced from 2 exons. The record is from RefSeq and is a predicted model, not a curated record. Lineage: Eukaryota; Metazoa; Chordata; Mammalia; Primates; Tarsiidae.
CAGACAGGCGCGGGAGCCGGCGCGGCGUCAAGUGCAACUCGGACGCAAGGACAGGGCCCAUUUAUAUUUCAUCCUUUCUUCCCUCUUCACCCAGUUGUCUUCAGCAUGGGGGAGCAGAACCACUCUACUGGGAAGGAGCUUCAGCACAGGACACGACCAGAGGCUCCAGGAAAGAAAAGUUGGCACUCCCAGGCCUACGCCCUCGGGGCUGUUUCCAACUUUAUGUCUACUUUUCUGACCUUUCCUAUCUAUAAGGUUGUGUUCCGGCAACAGAUCCAUGCUAUGGCAGUGUCAGAGGCUGUGAGGCAGCUUUGGCAUGAAGGUCCUCAAUACUUCUACCGGGGAAUCUACCCACCUCUUCUCUCCAAGACGUUGCAAGGAACUCUGUUGUUUGGGACUUAUGAUAGCCUGCUGUGCUCUCUCUCUCCUGUUGGGCCACACUCCCUGGGACACCGCUGGGCUGCAGGGCUCAUGUCUGGUGUGGUGGAGGCUGUGGCACUUAGCCCAUUUGAAAGGGUGCAAAAUGUGCUCCAGGAUGGCCGAAAGCAAGCGCGCUUCCCCAGCACCUUCAGUAUUCUCAAGGAAUUCAACUCCUAUGGGCUUUGGGGGCGGCUGUCGCUGGGCUAUUAUCGUGGUUUCUGGCCUGUCCUUGCCAGGAACAGCCUGGGCAGUGCUCUAUAUUUUUCUUUCAAGGACCCCAUCCAGGAUGGCUUGGCAGAGCAAGGCCUACCCCACUGGGUUCCUGCCUUGGUGUCUGGUAGUGUCAACGGAACAAUCACCUGCCUAGUUCUGUAUCCUCUUAUUGUGCUGGUUGCCAAUAUGCAGUCCCAUAUUGGUUGGCAGAGCAUGCCAAGCCUGUGGGCCUCUGCUCAAGAUGUGUGGGACACUCGGGGCCGAAAGUUGCUCCUGAUAUACCGAGGAGGCUCCCUGGUCAUCCUAAGGUCCAGCGUGACAUGGGGCCUCACUACGGCAAUCCACGACUUCCUGCAGAGGAAGUCCCACUCCAGGAAAGAGCUAGACUGA